Messenger RNA from Phlebotomus argentipes, 1713 nucleotides. Its product is annotated as arylsulfatase B-like. NCBI's taxonomy places the organism in Eukaryota, Metazoa, Arthropoda, Insecta, Diptera, Psychodidae. The record is from RefSeq and is a predicted model, not a curated record. Bases 1 to 1713 code for a protein of 570 amino acids. The transcript is spliced from 3 exons.
AUGGAGCACCGAAGCAAAGUGUUUAAAUUUGCUGUUAUAUUCUUAUUACUGGUCCCACUUCUUAUUGGGAUUGUCAUUUGGGCAAGUCUCUCCAAUUAUGUCGGAGAAAAUGUGCAGAAGAAGCCUAAUAUUAUCCUGAUAAUGGCUGAUGAUCUUGGUUCACACGAUGUGAGUUUGAGAGGAAGCAAUCAAAUUCUGACGCCCAACAUCGACGCUUUGGGCUAUCAAGGCGUCAUCUUCAACAGACAUUACACCGCUCCAAUGUGCACACCAACGAGAUCAUCUCUCUUGACUGGAAAGUACUCAAUUCACACUGGAAUGCAGCAUUAUAUAAUUGCUGCAGACCAACCUUGGUGUCUUCCUUUGGAGGAAAAGCUUCUUCCGCAGUACUUGAAAGAAGCUGGCUACAAAACUCACAUUGCUGGCAAAUGGCACUUGGGAAUGGCUAAGAAAGCUUUCACACCAACUCACAGAGGUUUUGACAGUCAUGUUGGGUCUCUAGGACCCUACAUUGAUUACUUUAACUUCACUCACUGGAUGUCCAUUAAACCAUAUACUCCUGGUUUUGACUUCAGGUACAAUGAGAGUGUUUAUCGCGAUAGAGUUGGUGAAUAUGCAACGGACGUUUUGGCAGAUGAAGCUUCGAAGAUCAUUUACAAUCAUGAUCCUUCGGGAGAUCCCCUCUUUCUCUACUUUUCGCAAUUGGCACCGCAUGCGGCGAAUGAUGUAGAUCCUGUGCAAGCAAUUCCGGAAGAUUUAGAGAAAGUUGGUCAUAUUAAGGAUCCCAAGAGAAGAACUUACGCCGCAAUGGUGAAAGCUCUCGACAGAUCAGUGGGAACGGUUGUCAAAGCUCUGAAGGAGAAAGGAAUGCUGGAGAACAGCAUCAUCGUGUUCUUUUCGGACAAUGGAGGUCCUACAAAAGGAUUUGUCUCUGUGGAAGCUUCAAAUUAUCCACUGAAAGGGCAAAAGAAUAGUCCUUGGGAAGGUGCUUUACGAGGAAUGGCUCUGGUUUGGAGUCCCCUUCUGCAGCAGAGACACCGAGUAUCCGAACAUUUGACUCACAUCACGGAUUGGCUGCCAACAUUUGCUCAGAUUGCUGGUUCAACUUCGAUCAAAUCCGCUGAACUUGAUGGCUUCGAUAUUUGGGAGACUCUUUCCUUCAACAAACCUCCAGUUCGCCGUGAAAUGGUCCACUGUAUCGAUCCAAUCAUUGGUUACAGUUCAGUUUACCUCAAUGGUUGGAAGUACAUAAACGGCACGACAUUCAAUGGAAGAUUUGACGAUUGGCUAGGCGAAAUGCCCUUCGAGGAAGAUCCUGAAUCCCUUCGCUAUCCUCAUCUUGUGAUGGAAAGUGAGGUUUGGCGAGCCUUGAAUCCCUUCGCGAGAAGACACAUGAAAUCUUGGGAUCUGGAAAGAAUUAGAAAGAAGACAAAAAUAGUCUGCGAAGGACAGAAUCCUAUCUCCACGCCGUGUGAACCACUGAAAAGUCCUUGCUUGUUCCACGUUGCUUCUGAUCCUUGUGAAGUGAGUAAUUUAGCCCACGUGAGAUCAUCAGAGGUGGAGACUAUUGAGAACAAGUUGAGAUUGUUGCUGGAGAAUUCAGUGCCACCAGGCAAUUUGCCAAACGAUCCACGUGCCGAUCCUGCGCUCAAUCAGGGUCUCUGGACGUGGUGGUUAGAUUCAAAUCAAGUCACUGAACCAGCAAUCUUCUGA